ACAAACUCGGACAGAGACAAUUUUAUGUGGUUUUUAUUUUUAAGGAUACGUUGUGUGGAUAUUAGUUUAAGUAAAAGAAAAUUAGCUACUGUUGAUGAAGAAGGAAUUUGUGUUAUUUAUGAUACAGAAAAGAAAGAAAUAAUUAAUCAAGAGCCAAAUAUGGCCAGUGUUGCUUUUAAUUCUGCAAAUGAGGAUUUGGUUUGUUAUUCUGGUCAAGGGGUUUUAAAUAUAAAAUCUCACUGGUUUACUCCAUAUCAACAAAGAUUAGAACCUUCCCAACAAGGUUUUGUUGUUGGGUUUAUGGGUAAAUGUGUUUAUAUUCUCCAUAUGUAUUCAAUGCAAAGUUUAGAAAUACCUUUAACUAGCCAAUUAUUACAAUUUUUGGAUAAUAAGAUGUUCAAAGAAGCAUAUGAAUUAGCAUCACUUGGAGUUACUGAACGUGAUUGGAAGAUGCUUGGAUCAGAGGCUCUAGAAAAUAUGGAAUUUGAUGUUGCCAGAAAAUCUUUUUUUAGAAUUCGUGGUUGUAGAUCUUUACUUUUAGUUAAUGAAUUAAUUGAAAUGAAAAAUCGAGGUUCCUCAAUAAAUGAAUUAAAAGCUCAUUUAUACGCCCAUAAUAAAAGAUUUCGAGAUUGUGUACAAUUAUUACAACAAAUGGGGGCAGAAAAUGUUGCUCUCGAAAUGUUUGCUGAUUUGAGAAUGUUUGAACAAGCACAAGUAGAUUGGAAUAAAAUUAAUUUAAAAAAUAUUUUUAAGGAAUUUCUGUCAAAUUCGAGUGCCGAAACACAAAAACUUCUUUUACGAAAAAAGGCAGAUUGGGCACAGACUUCAAAUGAUCAGAGAAUGUUAGCGUCAGUUCCAGAAUUAUUAAUGUCAUCGGGUGAUUAUGAUAGAGCAAUUCGUUUAAUGAUGGCAAAUAAUUGGGUUGAAAAAGUAGCAAAUGCUGCAAGAAAACUCGACAAAUCAGAUGCAAAUCUUCUUAGAGAAAUUGGCCAAUUUAUGGCAAAAAAUGGAGAAUAUAUUCAAGCAACUUCUAUUUUCCAAAGAAUUAACGAUUUACGUUCAAUUAUACAAAUGCAUGUAAAUGCUGAAAAUUGGGAUGAUGCAUUAGCAUUAAUUAAUAGAAAUUCUUCUCUAAGUAAUGAUGUUUAUUUGCCCUAUGCACGUUGGUUAGCUGAACGUGAUCGUUUUGAUGAAGCACAAAUUGCUUAUAACAAAGCUGGACAUGAAAAAGAAGCUUCUCUUGUAUUAGAACAAUUAACUAAAAAUGCUGUUAAAGAAAAUCGUUUUAAAGCUGCUUCGUUUUAUUAUCGAAGAAUGGCUGAACAAUUAAUAGAAAAGGAGGGGGGAAUAAAUGGAAAUAAUAAUAAUGGCCAUUCAUUAUUAGAAAGUUUAGAAAAUUGUCUCAAUUUAGCAGAUAUUUAUUUUGCUUAUGAGCCUGUUUAUAAAUAUGUUGUAGAACCAUUCACAGAAAAAUCCUUAGAUAUUCUUUUUCACGCAGCACGAUUCAUUUCCUUACAUAAACCAACAGAAUAUGUUUCUCGAGUUACUGUUUAUUAUACUUUAAUGAAAUUAAGUAGACAUUUUGGGUGUUAUAAAACAGCCAGACAAGCAUUAAAUCAUCUACAUAAAUUGCGUUGUCCUCCCCAAUAUCAAUCACAAAUUGAUGUAGCUACUCUCGAAAUUAGAGCUAUGCCUUUUUCUGAUUCUGAAGAAUUUCAACCAAUGUGUUAUAACUGUGGAACAGCAAAUCCAAUUUUGGGUGGACAUGAAUGUGUACAUUGCAACCAUUAUUUUAUUUAUUCUUUUAUUACUUUUGAAGUUUUGCCCUUAAUUCAAUUUCAAAUAGAUGAUGAUAUUUCUGAUAAAGAAGCGAUUGAAUUAAUUAAUGCCGAACCACCAGAUAAUCAAAACAAUAAUUUUAUUACCAAUGAAAUAAUAAAUAAUAAAAAAAAACAACAAUUAAAACUUUCACGUUCAGAAUUACUAAAUUUAAAUAAAAAUAAUGUUUUUAAUCAAAAUAUUUUAAAAUCAAAAAGAAUUAAAUUUUUUCUUAAAGUUAUUGAUGAAGUUAAAAUUAUUAAAUGCCAGUUUUGUCAAAAAUUUUUUAAUUCUGAUGAUUAUCAAAUUGCAAUUCUCCAAAAUGGUUAUUGUCCUGUUUGUCAAACAAAAAUACAAACUUUUAAUGACCAAGAAUUUAAUAAAGAGGAAGAUGAUAUUUAA
Molecule: messenger RNA, 2220 nt
Organism: Meloidogyne enterolobii
Lineage: Eukaryota; Metazoa; Nematoda; Chromadorea; Rhabditida; Meloidogynidae
Source: the annotation of a GenBank genome assembly